AUGAUCCGCACCAUUAAACCUAAAAAUGCGGCCAGCAAGCGUGCUCUGGAGGCUCGAGCGCCUAAAGAAAUCGAGGACGAAAAGACGGUGAUUUUCGUCAAGGGAACGCAUGUCGGAGAGAGAGUGACUGGAGCCAUGAAAGAUUUGAUGGCACUCAAACGACCGCACGCCAUCGCAUUCAACAAAAAGAACCAGAUCCGACCGUUCGAGGAUACGGCCUCGCUCGACUUUUGGGCAAACAAAAAUGACGCAGCGAUGUUUGCCAUUGGCCAAAGCACAAAGAAGCGCCCGGACGGACUGACGCUGGUGAGGAUGUACGACGGGAGCGUGCUGGACAUGUGUGAGCUCGGUGUAGUUGGGUACCAGCCCAUGAGCAGUUUUCCCGGACCUAAAUCGACGCCGGGACAUAGACCGCUCGUCCACUUUGCAUCGGACCUGUUCGACACGCACCCGCGGUACAUCCAACUACGAUCGCUCCUGCUCGAUCUGUUUGGCGGAUCGCAAAUAGACGCGAUACAUUUGGCAGGUAUCGAGCACAUCAUAUGCGUAUCCACCGCCCCUGCUCCCCCAUCUCUCGCCUCGUCGACCUCGGCCUCGGUCUCGGCCUCUCAACCCCAGACGGGGGGAACACCGGUCGAGCUCCCCGUGGUUCAUAUCCGCACGUAUACGACUCGUCUGUUGGCGUCUGGCGUGCGGGUUCCGAGGGUGGAGCUUACGCCCAUGGGUCCGUCGCUUGAUGUGGUAUUGAGGAGGCACCAGGAGGCGGAUCCGGCGGUGUGGGCGUUGGCAAUGAAGAGGCCCAAGAUCAAGAAGAAGGAAAUUGAGAGCGGGUUGGGCAAGAAGAGGAAGAAUAUCGAGGUGGAUGAUAUGGGUGAUAUGCGCGGAAGGAUUCAUGUCGCUCGUCAGGACUUGGGCAAGUUGCAGACGAGGAAGAUGAGGGGGUUGAAGCGUGCGAGAGGAGACGAUGCCAGUGAAGACGAGGAGUAA
This is a messenger RNA of Rhizoctonia solani, 987 nucleotides long. RefSeq names its product Brix domain protein. The record is from RefSeq and is a predicted model, not a curated record. Gene Ontology annotation, cellular component: nucleolus. NCBI's taxonomy places the organism in Eukaryota, Fungi, Basidiomycota, Agaricomycetes, Cantharellales, Ceratobasidiaceae. Gene Ontology annotation, biological process: ribosomal large subunit assembly; maturation of LSU-rRNA from tricistronic rRNA transcript (SSU-rRNA, 5.8S rRNA, LSU-rRNA). The transcript has 4 exons. Gene Ontology annotation, molecular function: rRNA binding. The coding region runs from base 1 to 987 and encodes 328 amino acids.